Messenger RNA from Lottia gigantea (owl limpet), 3294 nucleotides. RefSeq lists its product as hypothetical. Lineage: Eukaryota; Metazoa; Mollusca; Gastropoda; Lottiidae. Bases 1 to 2172 code for a protein of 723 amino acids. The record is from RefSeq and is a predicted model, not a curated record. Gene Ontology annotation, molecular function: ubiquitin conjugating enzyme activity; cysteine-type endopeptidase inhibitor activity. The transcript has 12 exons. Gene Ontology annotation, biological process: negative regulation of apoptotic process. Gene Ontology annotation, cellular component: nucleus.
AUGCCUACCAUACCACCCCAUUCCUUAAUAGCAUUUGGUUUAUUUUUACGUCUACCUGGGUAUGCUGAGGUGUUAUUAAAAGAACGUAAAAAGGCUCAAUGUUUAUUACGAUUAGUGUUAGGUGUUACUGAUGAUGGUAAUGGAGGUCAUAUAUUAACAUCGCUUUUAGCUAGUUCUCUACCAACAUUACCAUUUACUGUAUUAAAAUCUUUAUUUGAUGCUACACCAUUGACCACUGAUGAUGGUUUGUUAUUGCGUAGAAUGGGAUUAGAUAUUGGUGUGGUACAUCUAUUAUUGGCUUGUUUAUCAGUAUUGAGUCAUCAUGCUCCUAGGGUCUGUACUUCAGGCUUUCAACAUGAGACUCAAUUGAUACUAUCAGCAAUGCAGGUAGCUACUAGUACAGGUUUAAACCCUACUCAAGAGAAAACUCAGAAUUAUUGGGCUAAAGGUACAGGAUUUGGUACAGGAUCGACCACAUCUAGCUGGGAUGCUGAACAGGCUUUAUUAAGACAGAGAAGUGAAGAAGAACAUGUUACUUGUCUCUUACAGGUUCUGGCUAGUUAUAUUAAUCCUGGUGGUUAUUUACCUAAAGAGUUUUACUCUACAACCUAUAUACCACCUACAGAAACAACAUUACUACCAUCAAUAGUACCUGAUUUACUAGAACAAUCGUGUCUAGUACCAGCUAUAUCAUCUUAUUUACGUAAUGAUUCAGUAUUAGAUAUGGCGAGACAUGUACCAUUAUACAGAGCAUUAUUAGAGUUGUUGAGAGCUCUAGCUGUAUGUCCUACCCUGAUACCAUUAUUAUUACCAUUAGAAGUAGAAGCUAACCAAGAUACUGCUGUAGCUAUAGAAGUAUUAUUAGACAAGAUGAAAGGAUGUGUUGAUACAUAUGCCAGUCGACUCAAAUGUAAUAAGAAUAGUAAGGGUAAAAUGGAAGAAGAAAGUGAAGGACUAGCUUUAUUAAUACCUGAUAUACAAGAUACAGCUCAAAUAGUUCGAGUUUCAACUGAUAGACUAAAACAACAACAAGUUGAUAUGAAUGAAGUUAGUGAAGGAGCCUGUUCUAAAUCUGAAAUCAAUAAAAAUAAAGAGACCAUAGAAGAGAAAUAUAUGAGAGUAAUGAAGGAACUACAGUUUGAUACAUAUGAAAUGGUAGUAGAAGAAGGAAAUGGUAUCAAGUUUUUAAUACCACAUCAAUUUGAAUCAAAUGUUAAAAGUUCUGGUGAUGCUAAUAAUUCUAGUAGAACUAGAAGAUUAGCUCAAGAAGCUGUUACUCUAUCAACAUCUCUACCUCUAUCAGCUAGUAGUAGUGUUUUUGUAAGAUGUGAUGAAGAAAGAUUAGAUGUUAUGAAGGUAUUAAUUACUGGACCAGCUGAUACACCUUAUGCUAAUGGUUGUUUUGAAUUUGAUGUAUAUUUUCCAUUGGAUUAUCCUGAAUCUCCGCCUUUUAUUAAUCUUCAAACAACAGGCAACCAUACAGUUCGAUUUAAUCCUAAUCUUUAUAAUGAUGGCAAGGUCUGUCUAAGUGUAUUGAAUACAUGGCAUGGAAGACCAGAAGAAAAAUGGAAUUCUCAUACCUCCAGUUUUCUACAGGUAUUGGUUUCUAUACAGUCCCUAAUUUUAGUCAAUGAACCUUAUUUUAAUGAACCUGGUUAUGAGAGAUCUAGAGGAACACCAUCAGGAAUGGCUAGUUCUAGGGAAUAUGAUUCUAAUAUUAGACAAGCUACUGUUAAAUGGGCAAUGUUAGAAGCCUUAAAAACACCUUCACCAGCUUUUAAAGAUGUACUGACCCGCCAUUUCUAUAUGAAGCGUCACGAGAUAUUAAACCAGUGUGAGAAAUGGAUUGGUGAAAUGGAGAGUUAUAGUAAUGAUAAACGAACUGGUAGAGCUAUAGCUCAUAGUACUUUAGCUUUGAAGAGAUAUUAUAACCAGUUGAGAAUAGAGUUAUCUAAAUUAAAACCACCACAAGAAUUACUAGAUUCUGAUGAUGAUAGUGGUACUAUUGAUCCCGAAGCUAAACAUUAUUCUACAGAUCAGCCAGCACCAUCAACAUCUAAACCUUUAGAGGAUCUACCUACAGUACCUUCAACAUCAUCUUCUCAUACUACCAGUAUUAAUGAUGAUAUGUUGGCUGUUAUGAAGAUGAUUGAUGAUGAUGUCACCAUCUAAAUGAUGAGAAUCUGUAAGCUGAAACCAGAAGGAUGCUAGUUCUGGACUGGAACUAAUAUAAAAUGACUAUGUCUAUGAGAAAGAAAGCAGUAAAUGACAAACAAUAUUUCUAUUUUGAAUAGAAACUGGUCAUAGAUGUCAUUAUAACGUGGCAAAUAAGUACAACUUCGUGUUUAUUCAUAAUGGACAACAUUAGAGCCAUCUUCUGAAAAACAAACUGAAGUUAAUAUUGAAGUAAGAAUCCCUUGUUUAGGGUAGGCUUAUAAACUGAAUCUAUGUGCUGUGUAGCUAAUUCAUAGAGCAGAUACAAAAAUUGGUCUUUGUUCAUAUUUUUAUGUUGAAUUGUUAAUAUUUAUUAUUUGUUUAUAUGAAAUUUGUUAAUAUUAUUAAUAAUAUUUAUAGUGUAUGUAUAUAUAGAGUGAGUUAAUAUUGGAAACAUUGCAUUUCCCUCACUAAGAAUAUGAUUUUGUUGGCAAUGGUAGACAAAUUGCUAGAUGAGUGAAUAUAAAAGUUUAAAAUUUACUGUUCAUUUAUUUACAAAUAGAUACAAGUCAGAUUUACAUGCAGUUUGUUCAUGCCUGUGUAUCAUUUAAAGAUUAAAAAUCCUUGGCCUGUUUAAAAGCGUCUAUUUGAAUUGAACAGUAUAGGUGUGUUGUGUUCCAUCAUUUUAUUAAUAUAUUAAUUUUGUAUAUAUAACCAUUUGGUUGAAAACAUUCAUAUUACUGAGAACAGUUGAAGUAAAUAUUUGUAUGUGUUUUGUUUAUUAGUGUCAGUGAGUGUUUUUGAAACAAUUUUUUCUUCUAUAUAAAUAAGCAGGGUGGAUAUUCAGUUUCAUAGUUGAAUAUAAGCAUUAUGUAGCAAGACCUUUAUGUAAUGGCUAUUUUCUCUUUUGGAAGAGUUUGUCAUAGUGGUGAGCAACUCGCUAAAUACUGUGAUGAGAACAAUGAAACUGAUUAAGACUAAUUGAAUAGAAACUAUAAUCUAAUAUGAUGUCAAUAACUAAUGUUUUGUAUAUGAAUUAUUAAGUAUUUACAGUGUAUUUUGUAAUAUACGUAAAAGAUGCAAAGGAGAUUUUUUUUUCUUUUAAGAUAAAGAAUUAAAUAUAAUUUUGUUGCUUUAAAA